AUGCUAACUAUAUAUGAUAAUACUUGGUGGGUACAUCAUGAAAGUGAAUCAAAAGUAUUUGUCAAACUUAUCGAUCGUGGUGAUGAAACUGUUGUUCAUACAUCAGAAUUAUUACAAAUUAAUAAUAAAUUUUCUAAAAUAGCGGCAUUUGUUCAACUAUUUCGUUUACAAGGUUAUGAUGAAUCAGUAAUAUAUAUAAAUAUCAAUUUAAUUUAUGGAUUUGGAUAUGCAUUGGUCAAUCCUGACUAUCAUGACGAAAAUCAAAAAGUAAUUGUAAGAUCUCAUGAAUUUGAAUCAUUAUUUCAUGAUCCUUCUAUAUCUAUUAAUGCCAAUUCAUUAAAUAGCAUUCAAAGCUCUGUGAUAGGGUUAUCUUUAAGUAACGCUUUUGGAGUUUAUGCUGAAUUUAGUUCUAAUCAAGAUGUAAUUGGAUAUUCAGUAACUGAACUUCAUGUGAAGGGAACAUGA
This is a messenger RNA of Rotaria sp. Silwood2, 465 nucleotides long. The record is from the annotation of a GenBank genome assembly. NCBI's taxonomy places the organism in Eukaryota, Metazoa, Rotifera, Eurotatoria, Philodinida, Philodinidae.